This is a messenger RNA of Mangifera indica (mango), 2980 nucleotides long. RefSeq names its product transcription factor GTE4. The coding region runs from base 346 to 2571 and encodes 741 amino acids. The record is from RefSeq and is a predicted model, not a curated record. NCBI's taxonomy places the organism in Eukaryota, Viridiplantae, Streptophyta, Magnoliopsida, Sapindales, Anacardiaceae. Gene Ontology annotation, molecular function: protein binding. The transcript is spliced from 5 exons.
UCGCGAAUCUGUUGCGAUUCACUAACGUCCCUCCUACCGUACACCUGUAAAAAAAAAAGGGAUACUGUAAGAGAGAAAGAAAGUUUCUAGAGAGAGAAACUGGGGAGAAGAUCGGAGCGAAACGAAAGGUAAAAGGCUCGAAACCCUGACUGUUGUCGUCGUUGUUGUUACGUUCAUGCGCAGUACUACUUUUAGGUUUAUGAUGUUCUAGAUCUUGUGGUUGCGGGGACAAGCCCUAAUUUUGUUGCGUUUGUCGGCGGGAAUUAGGGUUUUUUGUUGGUUUUGAAUUGAUUGAGGGAGUUGUGUAUGCUAAAUUAGGGGUUUGGUGAGUAAAUAGAUGUAUGCAUGGCUUCGGGGCCAAUAGUAGGAGGAGCUGAUGGGACUGAUAGAGAGAAGCAGAGAUAUUCGGAAAGCAAGGUCUAUACAAGAAAAGCUUUUAAAGGUCCCAAGAAUCAGAACAACAAUACCGCCACGAACAACAGCACAAGUGCCCCGACAAUAACAGCCGCCCCAGCAGAAACCACUACCACCGCAACCGUCCCGACAACUACAUCCCCGACAGCAGCUACCACCACCGCCCCUGCAACAACCACCACCACCACCGCUACUACAGUCACAACAAAAGUUACCCCCAAUGAUGACAACAACCAAAACAACGAGAGCAAGAAUAUCAGCAACAGCAAAGAUGAGAGCAACGACGAAGAGAACAAGAGCAAUAACAAUGAGGGCAAGAGCAACAACGAAGAGAACAAGAGCGAUAACAAUGAAGGCAAGAGCAACAACGAAGAGAACAACAUGGACGAGAGCAACAACGACAACAACAAGGGGGAGAACAACGGCAACGCCAAGAGUUCAAUUCAAGAGGUGCCCACCCAAACCCUAGCCUUAGAAAGUACGAGUUCCGCCCAGCAACAAUUAAUCUCUCGUUUAGAUGCUGUCUUGGAUGACUUUCCUUGUCUUAACACGCAACAGGUUGUGUCCUCUAUCACUAGAGAGCUCGCACCCUUAGGGAAUGGUGGGGUGAAGUUGGGCUUGGAGAAUAAAGUUAAGAUAAAUUUCAGGUCAAGUUCGAAGCAGGAGAUGCGUCAAAUUAUGAGGAAGCUGGAAGGUGAGCUUGACACUGUGAGGAGUUUGGUGAAGAGGAUUGAGGCAAAAGAGGGGCAGAUUAGUGGAGGGUUUAGUAAUUUGCUUUUGCCAUUGGCAGUGAAUGAUGGGGUUGAUAAUGGAGUGAAGAGGGUUUAUUCAGAGGUGGCUUCCGUAGGAGUCUCUGUUCCUCAUAGGACUAUCAGUAUUAGUAGACAGGCUAGGCCUUUGAAUCAGUUGAGUAUAUCAACUUUGGAGAAUGGUCAAGCACUUAGUGAACGUGUGGAGAAAGAGAAAAGGACCCCAAAAGCCAAUCAAUUUUAUAGGAAUUCAGAGUUUUUACUUGCAAAAGAUAAGUUCCCACCAGCUGAGAGUAACAAAAAGUCAAAAUUGAAUGGGAAGAAGCAGGCAGGACGGGAAUUGGUGCAUGGGUUUGGACCGGGAAGUAAGGUUUUCAAGAAUUGUAGUCAUUUGCUUGAGAGAUUGAUGAAGCACAAGCAUGGUUGGGUGUUUAAUACUCCUGUUGAUGUUAAGGGUCUUGGUUUGCACGAUUACUUUGCCAUUAUCAAGCAUCCAAUGGAUCUGGGAACUGUGAAAUCAAGAUUGAACAAGAAUUGGUACAAGACGCCAAAAGAAUUUGCAGAGGAUGUCAGACUUACCUUUCAUAAUGCUAUGACAUAUAACCCAAAAGGGCAAGAUGUUCAUGUAAUGGCGGAACAAUUAUUGAAGAUAUUUGAGGAAAAAUGGGCUGUUAUAGAGUCAGAAUAUCAUCGUGAGAUGAGGAUUGGUGCAGACUAUGAAAUGAGUUUUCACACACCCACAUUAAGAAAGGCUCCUCCGCUGCCACAUCCUCUUGAUAUGAGGAGGAUUUUGGAUAGAUCAGAAUCAAUGACAUACCCCACUGAUCCAAAAACAAAACCCAUUAGUCUUACUCCUUCAGGUAGAACCCCUACUCCCAAGAAGCCGAAGGCAAAGGACCCACAUAAAAGGGACAUGUCAUAUGAGGAGAAGCAGAAGCUUAGUACAAACCUUCAGAGUUUACCAUCAGAGAAGCUGGACAAUAUAGUGCAGAUUAUAAAGAAGAGGAAUUCUUCACUCUUCCAACAUGAUGAUGAAAUUGAAGUAGACAUUGAUAGUGUUGAUGCUGAGACUCUGUGGGAACUUGAUAGGUUUGUUACCAACUACAAGAAAAGUUUGAGCAAGAACAAGAGAAAGGCUGAGCUUGCAAUUCAAGCCAGAGCAGGAGCUCAACAGAUUGUCCAACAGGCCUCAGUCCCAGUUGUGGCAGAGGUUCCAAAAGAAAUUAGAACAGUAGAUGAAAAGAAAGCUUCUUCUUCAUCACCGGUACAGGUGGAAAACAAAGGUAAUAAUGGGAGUAUGUCAAGUAGCUCAAGCAGCUCUAGCAGUGAUUCUGGAUCUUCUUCAAGUGAUUCUGAUAGUGAAACAUCCUCAUCUGGAUCUGAUGGCAGGAAUUCACCCAGGACAUGACAUAUAUUGUCCAGAUUGUGGAGUUUAGGGUAGAUUGCUAUUUGCUGGGUUGCAGCUUGUGAGGUUGUGAUUAGAAUCGGAAUGUGCAUAUUGGUGUACAGUGGAAAAGCUCGCAAGGCCAGCAACCAUUUGACCAGUUGGUAGUGGGUCCAUUUCUUGACAUUGUCAGAGCUAGGCUUUUAGUUUGUAGGGUGGCUUGUCUGUGUUGUCCCAAAUUUGUGUUGUAUACGGUAGAAUUAGAAUAUGGUAAUGAUAAGAAGUAGAUGGUUUAUUUGCUUAGCUUGUGUACAUUGCUAACUAGUGCCACUCAUCUUAGUUUCCUUCAGCAUGCUGCAGAUUCAGGAUUCUUUGGUGUUAUACAAAGAAAGUCUGUAAUUCAUGAUGGGUUAAUAUGGAAAUGAGUUUUGUA